UUUUUCAGUUGCCGGCUAUUUUGAAUUUGGUAGGUAGAGCGCGAUAACUUGGGUGUCACGCCGUGUCGUAGCAACCAUUUGUAUUUGUCCACACUAAAACGAUGGCUCUCCACAUUCCAAAGGCUCCAGGCUUCAUGUCGAUGCUGAAGGAGGGUGCUAGAUACUUUGAAGGCUUAGAAGAGUCAGUAUAUCGAAAUAUUGAAGCAUGCCUGGCACUCUCUAAGUCCAUCCGAUCCACAUUUGGGCCUUCAGGACAGAACAAAAUUGUCAUAAAUCAUGUUGGCCGGUUGUUCGUCACCAACGACGCAGCUACAAUACUCAAGGAACUUGAAGUUGCACAUCCUGCAGCCAAAAUACUAGUUAUGGCUUCUCAACAACAAGAACAAGAAGCUGGUGAUGGAACUAACGCUGUAUUUCAGCUUUCUGGAGCACUUCUUGAGCAGGCUCGAGACCUCCUGAAAAUGGGUCUCUCAGUUGCUCAAGUCACCAGUGGAUUCGAAAUGGGAUGUAAAAAGGCCUUGGAAAUCUUGGAUGAACUCGUGGUGGAGAACUUGUCUGAUAUACGGUGUUAUAAAAGUGUUCUACGCGUCAUAAAGACAGCUGUAAUGAGUAAACAAGUCGAUCUCGCUGACUUCUUAUCCGAACUUAUUACGAAAGCAUGCAUUGAAACCUUACCACAAAAAUCAUAUUUCAACGUUGACAAUAUCCGUGUUUUAAAGAUUUUGGGUGCUGGUGUCAAUCAGUCGAAAAUGAUUAAAGGUAUGGUAUUUCGACGGGAAACCGAAGGAGAGGUCAAGGAGGUUUUCAAUGGAAAAGUUGCAAUUUUCUCCUGUCCCGUUGAUGCCCUUCAAACAGAAACGAAAGGAACAGUUUUACUUACAUCUGCAGAUGAACUCACAAAAUUUAGUAAAGGAGAGGAGGACUUGAUGGAAAAACACAUGCGUUCUCUUUCGGAUGCUGGAGUAAAAGUUAUUGUUAGUGGAGGCAAAGUCGGGGAAUUGGCACUGCAUUACGCCAACAAAUUGAAUAUGAUGGUAGUGAAGCUCAGCAGCAAGUUCGAUGUUCGACGUCUCUGUCAAGCAACUGGUGCAUCAGCUCUCCCUCAAUUAGUAACACCCACUCCUGAGGAACUUGGGACCAUUAGUCAUGUUUAUUCGGACGAAAUAGCUGACGCAAGUGUAGUUAUUUUUGAACAAGACACACAUGAGGGAACCGUCGUUACCUUAUUGAUUCGGGGAAGUACGGAAAACAUAAUGGAUGAUGUUGAACGUGCUAUUGAUGAUGGUGUCAACACAUUCAAGUGCCUUACACGUAGUCCUAAAUUGGUUGCAGGUGCCGGAGCAACGGAAAUAGAGCUGGCUCGCCGUCUUGCAUCGUACGCUGGUACAGUACCUGGUCUUGAACAGUAUGCUAUCAGAGAAUUUGCCCGGGCUUUUGAAGUCGUUGUAAAAGUACUUGCCGAAAACUCUGGACAAAAGAUCACUGAAAUAGUUGCUGUUUUGUACGCUAAACAUGAAUCUGGUCAAAUACAUACUGGUUUAGUCACUCAACCAAAUGGUGAAGUAUCUGUUAACGAUUCUGUUAAAUUCGAGAUUUUGGAUCUCCAUCUUUUAAAACAUUGGGCUAUUCGACUUGCAACAAAUUCUGCGAACACUAUACUGCGUGUCGAUCAGAUUAUUAUGGCACGCCCAGCUGGUGGACCGAAACCUCGUCAACCAGGAGCUAUGGAUGAAGAUUAAUAAAUAACACAAUAAACCCAUUAAUUAUAACAAUAAUAGGUUCCUGACUGCAUUUGUGUUGUUGGCUUCUCGAUUGUCUCAUUGUAAUGUAUAUUUCGAAUAAAUUACUGUGAAAAAUCUGCACUUUUUUCCUGGUUUUCAAAUGGUUUUUCAGCUAUGUUCAUUUUUGGCUUCUUC
Messenger RNA from Schistosoma spindalis, 1916 nucleotides. Lineage: Eukaryota; Metazoa; Platyhelminthes; Trematoda; Strigeidida; Schistosomatidae. The record is from the annotation of a GenBank genome assembly.